CCUUUCAGCUCAGUCCUUCCUCAGCACAAUGAGAAGGGGAAGUGUUCGCAGCAGCACAGUUCACUUAACUUCAGCCUGAAAACAAACGGAGCCCAACGGAUCCAAAUUCUACCAAACAGGUUCCAUUAGCAGAGUGUCACCAUGGCUCAAGGCUGCCUCAAGUGUUUAAAGUACACCAUGUGUGUCGCCAACUUCCUCUGUUUUGUGUGUGGAGUGGCGGUUCUGGGCUUUGGUGUGUACCUGAUGGUGAAACUUAACUUCGCCGCUCUCACCCCGUCUCUGGCCAGCCUCAACAUUCCCAGCAUGCUGCUGAUCAGCGGCAUUGUCAUCACCUGUGUGUCUUUCCUGGGGUUCCUGGGGGCCCUGAAGGAGAACCGCUGCCUCCUCAUGACGUUUUUCCUGGUGAUCUUCAUUCUGAUGCUGGUGGAGCUCACAGCAGCAUGCCUGAUGCUCAUUUAUGAGGCCGAGAUUGGCAAACUAGUGACAGAGGAUCUCAAAAGAGGUUUGAAAAAUGCAACUGGUACGGAUAAUAUGAGUGACUGGAACACAGUUCAGUUGACGUUUAAGUGCUGUGGAGUCCAUAAUGCAAGUGACUGGGGCAAUCACAUCCCUACUUCCUGCUGCAAGGAAAACGAAUGUACCUUGGGCAAACCGGAUUACAAAGAGGGCUGUUUGAUAAAACUGAAAGAAUGGUUUGAAGAAAACUUCCUAACUACUGGGAUCGCUGUCAUUGUUCUAUGCAUCAUUGAGGUCCUGGGAAUGUGCUUCGCCAUGACGCUCUUCUGCCACAUCAGCAGGUCUGGACUGGGAUACAAGUUGUGAACAGCCUGUGACCUGACAUCCUUGUAAAGUUACAAGUCCUCCUUAAAAACCUUGAAUUAAAUUUCCUUUUCUUGGACAUUAUAAAAAAAAAAAAAAGCAUUGUACAGAUUUUAUUAUUCACUUCACCUGUUGUCACCUCAGGUCAGACUGUGAAGUGAGCACUGCUGUAUUUUAUUUGUUGAAUAAUUUUCCUGCAUGUCUUUAUGCUAAACCAUUUCUGAUGCAGUUCUUUGUCUCUUAAAUCAGCCAAUAAAGUUUGGUUCACUCAGAGCUGACAUCCAUUUCAGCAGCCGUCUGAUUGUUGUCACGUGACUUCCUGUCUCAGCGCCCUGUGGCGGAGGCUUUAAAACCAAACUUCCUCUCCUGGCCAUUUUCAGCAAGAAACAAACUGCAGGAGCAGGAAUGAAAAACACAUCAACCAGAAUACAGUAACACAGAUUAAUUUAUUUCUCUCCAGAAUAAAUCCUGCAUCAAUAGUUUAAGACCAAAAAAAAAAAAAGAUAUAGAUACUAGAUAUCUAUGAAAUACUAGAAUUUCAUUUAUAUUUUAAAAUUGUUUUUGUUCUGUUUAAAACCAUCAGACAAAAAACAUACAAAUACACUUUCUGCAAUUUUUAAAAAAUGUAACUGUACACAGCAGAAUACACCGUUUAUUGCAAACUGAAAACACCUGACGCCGCAGAAACAACAGUAUUGCAAUUCACCUAAAAGAUAUGAAGAGACAAAAUAAAGAAACUACUGAUACAGCUCUCUCUUCCUUUAACUCUAUGAAACUAACAGCUGUGUAAAGUUUGGUCCACCCCACCCAGUGAGUCUCCACAUGCAGCACAGUGUCUCAGACGAGGCGCGGGACCCUGCAGGUCCACUGGACCAGAGCCGUCCCGGUUACUUCCUGCUUCAGAUAAAUAAGACGAGCGACAGCGGUUUGAAGACGCCGCCAUAUUGCAACACUGAGCCAGAAUUAUUGCAAGCAAACACAUAAGUGAGACCCUCUGAGUAGAGAAGGACCUGUGCCACAGAGCAGUUUGUCUCUAAAAUCAAAUCACAUAAAA
Molecule: messenger RNA, 1873 nt
Organism: Poecilia latipinna (sailfin molly)
Lineage: Eukaryota; Metazoa; Chordata; Actinopteri; Cyprinodontiformes; Poeciliidae
Product: leukocyte surface antigen CD53
Exons: 8
Coding region: 142-822 (226 amino acids)
Cellular component (GO): plasma membrane
Source: RefSeq, a predicted model, not a curated record